Scomber japonicus (chub mackerel) is the source of this 912-nucleotide messenger RNA. RefSeq names its product dorsal root ganglia homeobox (gene drgx). The record is from RefSeq and is a predicted model, not a curated record. Bases 1 to 912 code for a protein of 303 amino acids. The transcript is spliced from 6 exons. Gene Ontology annotation, biological process: regulation of transcription by RNA polymerase II. Lineage: Eukaryota; Metazoa; Chordata; Actinopteri; Scombriformes; Scombridae. Gene Ontology annotation, molecular function: RNA polymerase II transcription regulatory region sequence-specific DNA binding; DNA-binding transcription factor activity, RNA polymerase II-specific.
AUGUUCUACUUUCACUGUCCGCCUCAACUGGAUGGGGAGUGCUGUCGCUCCAACACAUUGAAUUCAACCGGCUUUGGCAACCACGCCCCGGCUGAUUUUGAUGACGGAUUUCUACGUAGAAAACAGCGCAGAAACAGAACAACGUUCACUUUGCAACAGCUGGAGGCUUUGGAGGCAGUCUUCGCUCAGACUCACUACCCGGACGUGUUCACCCGGGAGGAGCUGGCCAUGAAGAUCAACCUGACCGAGGCCAGGGUGCAGGUUUGGUUUCAGAACCGCAGAGCAAAGUGGAGGAAGACGGAGCGAGGCAGCACAGACCCUGAAGGAGGCAAAGAGCAGAUGAGUGAGGGCACUCCUCCAUCUCGCAGCAUCAACUCUCAGUCCCCAGUGGACCACAGCCGAAAACAGAAAGAACCACUGGAGAUGCAGCAGAGUAUCAACAGGACGGUAGGUCCUGGUGGUCCGUUCUUCCCAUCUUGCAUACCAGGCACACUCCUCAACUCUGCCACCUACGCCCAGGCCCUCUCACAGGUCGCCACUCUGAAAGGUAAUGGUUUGUGCUCCUGCUGCGUUUCUGACCCCAUGGGCUUGUCCUUCCUGCCACCCUACGGUUGUCAGGGCAACCGCACAGCCAGCGUUGCAGCCCUGCGCAUGAAGGCCCGUGAGCACUCGGAGGCUGUGUUGCAGUCUGCCAACCUGCUCGGUGCGGCAGCAGGGCCUGGAACCGGCGUGGGAGUCUUGUCUGGAGUCGGUGUGGCAAGGCCCACGGUGGGCCCUGCCAUCGAUGUGUCCGGCACUGUGGGAAGAGGGGGAGACAGCUCAAGUCCCAGCCCGGCCACCAAGAUCUCUGUGUUGGGCAGCAACCUUGAUAAACACCCUCCCUGCUCUAAGGAGUCACUGGAGAAAAAGUGA